Rotaria sp. Silwood1 is the source of this 7073-nucleotide messenger RNA. The record is from the annotation of a GenBank genome assembly. Lineage: Eukaryota; Metazoa; Rotifera; Eurotatoria; Philodinida; Philodinidae.
AUGUGGCCAUUAGCCAAAGCCCGACAAGCUGUAGAUGCUAUGGUAGCCACAGGUCUUGCAGCUGCUGGAUAUCAAUAUGUGAAUCUGGAUGAUUGUUGGCAAUUGACUCGAGAUAGUCAAGGUAUUAUUCAUCCUGAUCCUCAAGCUUUUCCAAGUGGAAUAUCAGCUCUUGCUGAUUAUGUUCAUUCAAGAAAACUUAAAUUUGAUCUUUAUUCAGAUGCUGGAUUUAUGACAUGUGCUAAACGACCUGGUUCACUUGAUUAUGAAACAAUAGAUGCUAAUACAUACGCAUCUUGGAAUGUUGAUUAUUUGAAAUAUGACAACUGUAAUACAGAUGGAACUAUUCCUGAAGUUCGAUAUCCAGACAUGCGAGAUGCUUUAAAUGUUAGUGGACGACCUAUCUUCUUUUCUAUAUGUGUAUGGAGUGUUGAUACACCUGCCUUAUGGACAGCUAAUGUUGGAAAUAGUUGGCGAACAACAGGUGAUAUUCGAGAUAAUUGGGAUUAUAUGAUGUUUAAUAUUGAUUUUAACAAUAACUUUGCUGAUAAAGCUGGACCUGGCGGAUGGAAUGAUCCUGAUAUGCUUGAAAUUGGAAAUGGUGGUAUGACUGAUGCUGAAUAUGUUACACACUUUGCUCUUUGGGCUAUUAGUAAAGCACCUUUACUUAUCGGAUGUGAUGUAACUAAUAUGAGUGCAGCUACUUUAUCUACUCUAACUAAUCCUGAAGUAAUUGCUGUUAAUCAAGAUCCAUUAGGUGUACAAGGAAAAAAAGUUGCUUUUGCAUUAUCACAAUUCCAUAAUGUAUCAACUGAGAUCGUUGUUGCAAAUUGUUCAACAUCAUCAAAAAUAGAACCAAAACGUCUGCAAUGGACUAGGGGUGUGGGUGUGGGUGGGUGUGGCUGUGGGUGUAUGGGUGUGCAUGUGGGCGUGAGCCUUCCUUUUCCAAACCCACACCCACACCCAAUAUCAAACAAGCACAUAAACAUGUUACGAACGAUGGAAGCAUUAUAAACAAAAACAACGGUAUGUGUCUUAGGCCCCAAUUACGCCAAAAAAUGAAUUAACACUAAAGUUGAAUGAAGUUAUAUGAUAAGUGCAGUAUGAGUUAAAUCACCUUCAAAAGACGACCUAACUCAUAAUGCGCUAAUCACAUUACUUAAUUCAGCUUUAGGUUAAGUCACUUAUUCAGUGUGAUUCUCCAAGUAGACAAAGAGUUGGUAAAACGUAUUUAAACGUAUAAAAAGAAAUCGUGAUUUUUACCUUUUUAACACUUUAAAAGCGAUAAUUUGGUGCCAAAAAUGGCGUUUCUGAUGUUUUAAUAAAUAGGAUGAAUUGUUCACAAUCGCAGUUCUCUUUUUUAUGUUUAAACAUACGUUCUUCCAAAAUUCUGUCUGCUUUGAUGAGACCUAAAAUAAGAUGUGUACAAUACAGGAAAUGUGUCUUGUUUUUUUGAGACACAUAUGCAUCUAAACAGACAAAUAUGUCGUUUUAUUAUAUGACUCGACCUAUAUUCACUUAAAUUAAACAACCAUGUAUUUAUAUUUACUUUCUUUCUUGGUUUUGUUAAUUUAUUUUCGUAAGUCAUCUGAACCGUUACUCUUUGUGAUAAAAUUAAAUUAUUUUAAUCUGUAUGGUUCAGAUGGUAAUGCAUUUUUUUUCUUUAAUGUAUUAUUUGUCGAGUUAUUAACUUGCUAUUAUAUUUUUAUUCUUAAAUUGAACAGAUAAUAUGCUUGUUAUCGUGCAUAUGAGCAUCAGUCAUGUUUCUACUCAAAAAUUACUUUGAGCGCUUGUUGAGAAUAAAAAGUAAAAUACGUAUUAAACUAACUAUAAAUUCAAUAUUAUGACAUUUUAAAAACUUUAUACGAUUUUUUCUCUAUUGAGUUUUAUUUUUGUAGUUUUUUACUCUUAAAUAAUUCUUUAUCUAUAUAUGUAUAAAUGAAACAAAAUAUUAUUCUUCAGAUGAUACUAUAAUUGGUGAUAUUAGUUUCAUAGAAAUAUGUUUUAUGAUGUGAGUUUUUCUGAAAAAUGUUUUAACGAAUAAUGCAAAUAUAAUUCAAGUUUAGCAUCUAAAUGUAAAUUUUGAUUAAUAAUUUUGCAGUCUUUUCCAUAAGAGGCAUUACGCUUAAGCCACGCCCGAUGUUGCACAAUCAAUGUCAUCGAUUUGACCGAUAUUUUUACAAUAAGUAGAUCUAACAAAGUUAAGAAGAAAUUGAAAAUUUCAGUUCAAGCAAAUAAAGUAUUCUGGAGAUAUAGGCGCUGUAAGUAUGAGCGGCUAGGCUAUAUUUCGAAUGUCUUCCACAGUAAAGGUUUCCAGUAAGUAUUCAUUUUCUAAAAAAACAUUAGAGUUUGAGUUGAGAUUUUUUUUACCAUAAAUGCUAUUGACUAUGAGCUAUCUUUCGAUGGUAAUAAAAAGUUUCUCAUCUCUGAAUAAUUAUUGCCUGGCAUCAUCUACCAUUUUCAGGAAACAUGCUCACUAACAUAAGAUAAGUUAGUCGGAUUAGCGAGAUGGAUUUACUCGAGAAUAAUCUCAUUUAAUAGACCACAUCAAAAUGUAUUUAGUUAUGCACUCAAAAUUGUGAAAAAUCUUUGCCUAGAACAAAUGAUUGUGCUCGAUGUUUUUUAAUAUAUCAUUAGUAUAAAUUCUUACUUUUAGGAAAGUAACUCUAUAUUCUAAUACUCCAUAGAUUUCUCUACAAUCUUUUAUAUAAAAAAUUUUGAAUUACGAUUAUUCGCUAAGAAAAAUUUCUAGUACAUAAAGAUAGCUUUAAAAUCAAAUUUCUAGAAUUCCACGUUGUGUUCUUUUUUCAUUUAAUAACUGAAAUCGUUUCAGUUAAAGAUAUUAAGUUUUAUAGAAAAAGUGUUCUACAUUCUGACAGAGUGUAAAAUUCUGCAUAUUUUUAUUUUUUUUGUUUUACAGAAGGCAAAAGACAUGAAUAGGUACCGAGUUGCAAUUACAUUUCUUGCACUAUGAGACAAAACUAUCAAAAGUCUGUUCAUAUCUAUUAGGUUUUAUUGUUAUUAAUCGAUAUGGCAGUUAAAUAAACAACAGAUUCGGAGUCAAUGCAAAAAAAGCCACAUUAGAUUUUAUAUUUUAAGCGAAAACAAUUUUUUUACGAAAGAUCGACCUGUGACCCACUCAGCUUAUUCUCUUUCAAAAACAUGUGAGUCGAUGCAGUUUUCUACACUGAUUCCAAAUAUAUUGUUUAUUUUGCUCACAGAUUGUGCUUUAAUGAUUAAAAAUUCGAAAUACAAAUAAAAUUUGAAGAGUUUUAUCAUAUAGUGCAUUAACUGUGGUUCCUACUGAAUAUCCAUGCACGUCUUUUUUUCGUUUUAGAAUUAUAUAUUAAAAGAUGCAGAAUUUCACGCGCUAUCAAAAUAUAUAAUUCAUUUUCUAAAAAUGGAAAUUUAUACUAACAAUAUAUAAAACAAUAUCCAAUGCAAUUUCUUUCUUACUAGAGAAAGUUUUUUCAUAAAAAUGCAAGAUAUUAUAAAAAACAUUUUCCUUACUAAAAUUAAAUAUCACAAAAUUUUGAGAAUAUAAUUCAAUGAAUUUUGAUGUGCUCUUUCAAAUAAGACUGUUCUCGAGUAAAUCCAUCUCACUAAACCGACUAACUUGUUUUAUCGAUGUGAACAUAUUUUCUGAAAAUCUUUACUUUGAAAAGUGUUCGAAAUAUAACUUACUUGCUCAUAUUUACAACGUUUCUAUCUCCAGAAUGCUGUAUUUAUCUGAAAUGAAAUUUUGAAUUUCUUCUUAACUGUGUUAGAUCUAUUUACUAUAAAAACAGCAGCCAAAUCGGUGAUAUUCAUUGCACAACGUUGCGGCGUCGCUUAGAUGCAUUGCCUCAUGAGAAUAGAAGGUAACAUACAUAACAUUGAUCUGUACAGAUUUGUUCAUUUGAAUCUAAAAGUUUUAGUAUAAUUUAUUGAAAUAUUUAGGAUUAUAUCAAAUAUUUUAGUCUUGUUUAUUCUAUGUAGCAUGAAAUUUUUCAUUUUCUUCGGUUAAUCAUAUAUAAUAUUCGCAAUCAGUUUCAAUUUUCAUGUGACUAUUUUGCACUAUAUUUUUACAUGUAAACACAUUUUUGUAUCAAUGAAAAGAUCUUGGUUACAGCGGAACGAACCUGAUACAUGAUGAUAUAGGGGUGUGGGUGUGAGACAAGAAGAUAAUACACAUGUUCAUCCGCAGUAUUUUUUAUUUUAUUGUUAUUUAAAAUUACUUAGCAUUUAAAUGAGAGUCUAUAUCAAUUCACUCAAAUAAAUGUUAUGCAUAAUGUUGUCCUAUUAAAUAAAGAGAAACGAACAUUCUAUCUAUGAGCUGAAUGAAGAGGAAAGUACAUUGGUAUAUUGAGAACAUAGUUGCAUAAAUCAUAUACACUGAUCAAAAAAGGAAAAGAAAAUAGCAAUAUGUUGAUGCAAAUGCAACAGAAAUAUAUUAUAAUAAUGCGAUUGUGAUUUAGAUAUCUCGAGAUGAAAGUCUUCGAAAGAAAUCACCAAAUAAACUGUAGUCGUAAGUUGAUCUUUUCAUGGUUUUAUUGUGUGAAUUGAUCUUACAACAACAACAUCCGAAGUUUCUUUGAGUUGAAAUGAAUUCACAUAUCCAGAAAUAGAUUUUCUAAUUGAAUUCAAUUCAUAGACGAAAGUUUCAAAAAAAAAGACAUACAUAGUUCAAAAGUUACUUUACCGAAGAAAUUGAAAAUCUCUAUCAUGGUUUGACCAAAUCAGUUAAUUUUAACCAACACUACUUUGAAAUAUUACCGUUAACUUCAACAAAGAAUUGUCGUCAUUCACAACUUAUGAAAAAGUAAUGUAAUGAUUUCUUUAGUCAAAAGUAAGCUAUACAUAUUUUUUUCUAUUGAUUUUUCACAAAAUUGUUGUUUGAUGUGAGUUUUAUAUUGCAGAUAUACUUCUUGUUACCGCUUUCUGAAAUUUUCAGCUAUAAAGAGUAAGAAUUUGUUACGAGAAUUGCAAUAUAACUUUUCUAUAAUUUUUGAAAGAUUACAGUUCUUCAUUGAAGUCAACAAUGAUACUUUGAAGCAGUAUUUAUCAAUGUUCUUCUUAUGAGUAUGACCUAUCAACACUGUUAUCAUUGCUAAAAAAACAAUCUAUUUGAUAAAAACAUGUCGGAUAUAUUCAGAUUUUUUUUUCAUCGCAAAGAGACUCUUGAAUCAUUACUUGCUGAUUUCCUUGUCUUUUCUUAUCUUCAGGCGCAUCUGAAAAAAAGAUAAAGAUUUAAUUCUGCGAUGCUUUCUUUCUAAAUCGAUGAUGUAUGAACUGGUUCUUUUCUUAUGCUUUCUUUCUCUUCCUUUCGAAGAAUAUCCUAAUGGAACAUUUUUUUCUCUCUUUCAUAUCACGUUUAUGCAUAUUUAUUUACUUUCUUUUUGUAAUAUUGAAUUCGUCGUUAUUUAGAUAUCACAGCUUUUAUUCUCUUCUUUCUAUAUUUGGUACUGAGAGAAGCAAAUGCAUUGAAACUUCCCGUCGGAUGAUAUGAGAUAGAUAAAAUGGUCGGGGUGUGGGUGUGGGUGUGGGUGUGGGUGUGCGUGUGGGUGUGCGUGUGGGUGGGUGGGUGUAGGUGUUGGUGUGUGGGUGUGGGUGUGGGUGGGGGUGGGGGGUGUGGGUGUGGGUGUGGGUGUGGGGUGUGGGUGUGGGUGUGGGUGUGGGUGUAAGUGAUUUCUUCUUCCAGCCAUAUCCACAUCCACACCUACACCCACACUCCAUACUCAUACCCCACAUCCAUACCCACACCCACACCCACACCCACACCCACAUGCACAUCCACACCCAUACCCAAAUCCACACCCUCACACCCACACCACACCCACACCCACCCACACCCUCAGUCACGUCGGAAGCCAGCUUCUUUUCGUUUUUGUUUGCUCAAAUGAAUUAAAAUGAAAUGCAACGUCCUUUCACUUUUGAUCAAGUCGGACAAAAAGUGCUGCGCAUGCAUCAGCGCCAACACUCAUUCACUGUUUACUUUCUAUUCCAUUCCGCAGUUUCAAUUCUUGCUUUCAUUUCUUUUUCACAAACUGAUUUUUGUUAGUUGUCUAUUGCAGGAAAGUUUGUUUCGUUUUUUGAAGUGAUUGGUUUUUAUUUCUCUCUUCCAACAUACACUAAAGGACAAACACCGUCACGUUUUCUUGAAAAACAUUCAUCAACUCCAAUCCGUGGUCGGCACGGUGAGCUCCAGUUUCGUUCAGUCUUUACCGGCUGUUAUUGCUUGAUAGAAUGAUUUCGUAAUAUAUAUAGAACGCUGACGUUUUCUGAAGAACGCUUUUUCCUAUUCGAAAUAGAAGCCUUAUUCAUUCACAUGUCCUUGUGGAACAGGUUAUUACGGGCUAACGACGAAGGGACACCAACUGUCCAAUCGCUUCGAAGUCGGAACUAUAUGUGUCAUGUAGACCACAAUGAGGUAUGAAAAACUCCAAAAGGAUAAAGACCCUUAGGUCUCAUGUCUAGAGUUAUAGAUAAUUUACUGGAAUUUUAUCCUCUGACAUAGUAUAUGCCAACAAAUCGAAUGACGGUACUUCGUCCUAAAAUUUUGCCCAUAGACACGUCUAUUUAUGAAUAGAGUGCCCUGAAAAUUUCAGCUCAAAGAAAUGUUUUCUUUCUGAGAAAUUAAAGUCCCAAAAAAAAGAAAAUUCUAGCAGCUGUCGUGGGACAUGAUUGUUUUUUGGGACUUUAAUAUCUCAGAAACAAAGCAUUGUUUUGAGAUGAAAUUUUCAGGGCAUUCUACUCAUAAAUAGACCUGUCUAUGGGCAAAAAUUUCAGGUCGAAAUACCGUCAUUCGAUUUAUUGGUAUAUACUAUGCCAGAGGCUAAAAUUCCAGUAAAAUAUCUGUAACUCUAGAUAUAAGACCUAAGGGCCCUUAUGAUUUUGGAGUUUUUCAUAUCUCAUUAGGGUCUACAUGACACACAUAGUUCCAACUUAAAAGCGAUUGGACAGUUGGUAUCCUUUCCUCGUAAGUUGAAUAUGCCAUAUUCAGACCCCUAGUCGAACAAGAUCCCUAAAAAGCGCGUUUAACAGCCUUGGACAAAUCCCACCACAUUAAAACGGGUGUGGGUGUGGGUGUGGGUGUG